AUGGCGAGCACGCUGUCGAGCGAGAUAUGGGAGCUACGCGAGGGUCUCAACGUCCCUCCAGUGCCUUGGAUUCGCGAUAAGCCGCUUCCCACCGUUGAAGACCCCCGUAAGGCUGAGCGCGACCGCAAGUACGCGGAGAACGAGGCGCGCAUCAGGGAGCUCAGGCAACAGCGCAAGGUGCUCAGGAUGAAGGCCGAGCGGAGGGUGGCGCGCGAGAAGGAGGGACUUCCCAGCGCCGGAAUGACUCGCGAGCAGCUCAUCAAGCACGAGGCUGAGGUCAAGUUGAACGACAUGGCCAAGGUGGUGGAUUUCCACGUGCAGAAGCUCGAGCAGAUGAAGGCGCGAGCGGAACAGCGUCGUUCGAACCCGUUGUUCGCCGGACAGAACGAGAAGAUCGAGGCGCUGCGGCGGCGGAUCGAGCACGAAAACGCCAUGUACGAGCUCGAACGAACGCAAAGGGCAGAGGCCGCGAAGAAGAAACAGGAGGAGGAGGUGCGACGGCAGCGGGAGAAGCACGACGAGAUCAUCGCCAAACGCGAGGAAAGCGAACGGGCCAAGAAGGAGGAGGAGGAGAAGAAACGGCGGGAGACGGAAGAGAAGAAGAGCGCGACGGAGGAGCGGCUGGAGCGGCUCGAGAGAGAGGCGAGGGAGGAACGGGAGCGCAGGGAAAAGCUCGAGAGAGAGGCGAGGGAGGAACGGGAGCGCAGGGAAAAGCUCGAGCUGGAGUUGCGGCGCGUGCGGGAGAAUCCACCAACCCCGCCACCCGCGCCGGCGCAACCGGCGACGAGCAUACCCAUCACGGACGAUUCCUUCGACGAGGACCCGCCCGGCGUGGCGAACGUCCCACGCGUGACGGAACCGACGGCUGAUGGAACGCACGUUCGGCCGCCGAAGUCCCCUGGGACGACGUCUGAAGCUUCCCCGCGUGUCGACUCGCAAAGUCACCAACCGCCGAAGGACGCGUCCGCGGAGUUCUCGGACUCGGCCGACUUCCUCGACGAGUCCAACGAGGAACGCGAGCGCGAAAAGUGGAACGCGGAGCUCGAGCGGCGGCGCAGGGAACUCGAGGAUGAGCGCGCGGCUGAAAAGGCGAAGAUCGCGUCCGAGGUUGACGCGCAGGUUGAGGCGAGGGUGAGGCUGAUGAAGGGUGAGGCAGAUAAAACUGACGCGCCGGCGGAUGACGCGCGUUACGAAGACGAUUUCGAAUCGCCCACGUCUCCGUCGCCCAGGCCGGCGGUGCCCGUCGUAUUGAGCUCUCCUAAUAAAGCGGAGGUGCGCGGGGGUCCGUCCGGCGCGGGGCACGUCGUUCCCAGGGGUGAGCGGCUUCGGGUGUUGGACCGACUCCUCGAGCGCGUGUACGACCUUCGUUUUGACGGGGAAUUUUACGACGCCGCCGACCCGAAGAGGACCGGCGAGGACGUCAUCGCGGGCGUCUUCGUUCGCGCCUGCGACGCGGUGGACGACGGGUCACCGCUGGGUGAAACCUGCGCCAUCGCGUGCGACGCGGUGACUGCGUUAGUUCGAUCGAUCCCGAAAGGCGACGGCGAACCGGCUCCGGCGUCUUUCCUCGACGAUUCAGACGACGGCGCUUUCAUGGCUCAGGAGGGAUUCCCGCGGCAUAACGACGAGCUGUCCGAGCCCGACGCGCUCUUCGCCGCGCAGGAGCUCCGCGAUCGACAGACGACGGACGGGUACGACGCGUGGACCGCGCUGUUGGCUCAUUUUUAUCAGAUGGCCGAGGCGGGCGCGGUUGAUCCUCGCGCGGCGGCGGAGGCGAUGGCGGAGAUGCUCGUCCCCCCGGAUCGAUCCAACACGUCCAGGGCGACGCGCACGAGAAAGACGGCGCGUCUCGCGCAGCUCAUUCGAGCGCUCUUCGCGUGCUACGAUCCGUUCGCCCCACCCCCGCCCGGUCACGCGCCGUCGUGGCGCAGGAACGCGACGCCCAGGUCGGUGACUCGGUCGACGGAGCGACGCGCGAGGGCGGCGCUCAAGACGGAACCAGGAGCAACGUCGGCGUCGGGCGGCGGGCUUUUCGGAACCAACCUCGCGACGUCGUUCAUCAAGCCGGGCGGCGGUAAGGGUUUAGGGUUAACACCAAACCCUAACACCGCGUCGAACGUCCCUCCGACGACGGCGUACGCGUCCCAGUUUGGCAACGGUCUGGACGACAGCGACGAGCUCGAAGCCGCGAUGAUGGCGACGGCGCCGCCUCCGCCGCGGAACACGUACCGGGCGCCUCCCCCGCCUCCCGUCGAGGUGCCCGCCAGCUCUCCUCAGGCGGCGAACACUCCCACUCCCAAGGCGGCGACGACUCCCAGCCCCGGGCGUCCGCCUCGUUCGCCAAAGGCGCAGACGCAUCAGGCGGCGGCGGCUAGUGACGGCGGCAAAAGCAAGCGGACAACCGCCAGGACGGGCCCGACGGGCGCGGCGGCGAAGGUUGGGAGCAUCGUCAACCGCGCGUUCGGCGUCGACGACGGCGACGAUAGCCUGAACGCGUCGGGGCUUUUGGAUCAGAUGGAGCCGGAAAAGUCGCUCAACGCGAGUGAUAGCUUCGACUUUUAG
Micromonas commoda is the source of this 2562-nucleotide messenger RNA. RefSeq lists its product with no specific name. The coding region runs from base 1 to 2562 and encodes 853 amino acids. The transcript has a single exon. The record is from RefSeq and is a predicted model, not a curated record. Lineage: Eukaryota; Viridiplantae; Chlorophyta; Mamiellophyceae; Mamiellales; Mamiellaceae.